Messenger RNA from Carassius carassius (crucian carp), 2444 nucleotides. Its product is annotated as fascin-like. The transcript is spliced from 5 exons. Gene Ontology annotation, cellular component: ruffle; microvillus; cell projection membrane. The coding region runs from base 131 to 1606 and encodes 491 amino acids. Gene Ontology annotation, biological process: actin filament bundle assembly; establishment or maintenance of cell polarity; cell migration. Gene Ontology annotation, molecular function: protein-macromolecule adaptor activity; actin filament binding. The record is from RefSeq and is a predicted model, not a curated record. NCBI's taxonomy places the organism in Eukaryota, Metazoa, Chordata, Actinopteri, Cypriniformes, Cyprinidae.
GUCUGUGCGCUCGCGAUGUGAGGCUGCAGAGAGAGAGGCGCGCGCACGCUCGCUCCUUCAAACAAAGAGACCCGUCAACAUCAUCAACGGUGCACCAGCAGAACCCAUUCCAGCAAGGCCGAGAAGAAUCAUGAGUGCAAACGGAACCAGCGACAUGCUCCAGAUCCAAUUCGGACUGAUCAACUGUGGGAACAAAUACCUCACAGCUGAAACGUUCGGCUUCAAGAUCAAUGCAUCAGCCACCAGCAUGAAGAAGAAACAGAUCUGGACCUUGGAGCAGAACGGCGACGACUCGAACACCUUCUACCUGAAGAGCCAUCUGGGGAGAUACAUCGCGGCUGACAAAGACGGCAACGUGACGGGUGACAGCGAGACCCCGAGCGAGGACUGUCGGUUCGUGAUCACUGCACAUGAUGAUGGGCGCUGGUCGCUGCAGUCUGAGCCUCACAAGCGCUACCUGGGCGGCACCGAGGACAGAAUCACCUGCUUCGCUCAGACCAUCUCCAUCGCAGAGAAAUGGAGCGUGCACAUUGCCAUGCACCCCCAGGUCAACAUAUUCAGCGUCACAAGAAAAAGAUACGCGCACCUGAGCACCGAGCAGAGCGAGAUCGCCAUUGAUCGAGACGUUCCCUGGGGCGUCGAUUCCCUCAUCACCUUGGUCUUCCAGGACCAGAGAUACCACUUACAGACAUCUGACAACCGGUUCCUGAAGAACGACGGAAGCCUGUCCCCAAACCCUGACAAGAACACGGGGUACACGCUGGAGUUCAGGUCCGGGAAGGUUGCCUUCAGAGACUGCACUGGGAAGUACCUGGCUCCCUCUGGUCCCAGUGGAACCAUGAAGUCCGGCAAGAGCUCGAAGGUUGGCAAAGACGAGCUUUUUGUUCUGGAGCAGAGCCACCCUCAAGUGGUCCUCACCGCUGGCAACGACAGGAAUGUGUCCACCAGGCAAGGCAUGGACCUCUCGGCCAACCAGGAUGAAGAAGGUGACCAGGAGACUUUCCAGAUGGAAAUCAGUAAGGACACGAAGCAGUGUGCCUUCAGGACCUGCACUGGCAAAUACUGGACCCUCACAGCUAAUGGUGGCCUUCAGUGCACUGCCUCUACGAAGUCUGCUAACUGCUACUUUGACAUUGAGUGGCGUGGGAAGAAGAUAACCCUGCGUGCCAACAAUGGAAAAUAUGUGGCUGCCAAAAAGAACGGACAGCUGGCUGCCACUAUUGACACAGCAGGUGAGACCGAGGAGUUCCUGAUGAAGCUCAUCAAUAGGCCCCUCAUCGUGCUGAGAGGGGAGCAUGGCUUCAUUGGCUGCAGGAAGGUGACCGGCACCCUGGACUCCAACCGCUCCUCAUAUGAUGUCUUUGGGUUGGAGUUCAGAGAUGGAGCCUAUAGCUUGCGAGACUCCACAGGGAAAUACUGGAUGGUGGGCAGUGAGUCGAACGUGCUCAGCAGUAGCGACACCCCGGUGGACUUCUUCCUCGAGUUUUGCGACUACAACAAAGUGGCUAUCAAGUCACCUGAGGGGAAGUAUCUGAAGGGCGAUCACGCAGGUGUUCUGAAGGCCAACGCCGACGAUCUGGACACCUCCACUAUGUGGGAGUACUAAAAACACUUGCAUAACCACUGUGGCUUUUUCUUUCCAGUUUUUCCCUUUCUGUUAUGCAUUUUGAAUAUGGUUUUUGAAUACGAGUGAGCACACAGGCCCAUAGCAGAGAGAAACCCAAGGGGAAGGGUCUUACUUCUAGUCACGUAUACUCGAUUCUGUCUAAAUACUUCAGGGUUUGUGUGCCACAGCAUUACCGCUGUGUUGUGCGGUUUUCAUUGAUGACAAGUGGCCAAAACUGGGACUUCUGGGACUAAACUGGCAUCCAAAUUUAUGUUUUGUGGUUUAGCACAUCUAAUGUCAUCUCUUAAUCUGUCAUACUAAUCGACAAGUCGCUUCAGUCUCUGGAAGAUCGACUAUGCUUGGCAAUCCCAGCACCACACAUUGAGCCACAGGAUUUUGAUGUACCGGAUUGUAGCGUGAUCCCUCUUCCUAGUCUUUGCACAGUCCUGUAUCGCACUCUUAAUAUUAACACAGAGCAAAAUAUGUUAUUAUUGAUAUUGAGCUAUUGAUGAUGUAAUGCUUCCCACUGUAUUGCCAGUCAUAAGUACCUACCCUCAUGACCCGAGGACUAAGGCAAUAUUUAGAGGUAAAUGUAUGAAUGUUUCGUUUUUUUUUCUUUCCGUACACUUGACAAGAGUUAUGAAGGAAGCUCUCAGGCCACUGAAAAGGCAAGGAGCUCAACUGUUUUGUUUUGUUUUGGUGUUUGAAGUACCGCAGUGCUUCGUGUACUGCCAAACGAUCUUGUGCCAUUAGAAUUAAUUUUAAUGUUUAAAAACAGGAAAUCCAAGAGAACUGGAUUGGUAACGUACAGUCCCUCAUCUCACAAUUAGGGUUACGC